This is a messenger RNA of Saccharomyces kudriavzevii IFO 1802, 834 nucleotides long. RefSeq names its product ubiquinone biosynthesis protein COQ11 (gene COQ11). Gene Ontology annotation, cellular component: mitochondrion. NCBI's taxonomy places the organism in Eukaryota, Fungi, Ascomycota, Saccharomycetes, Saccharomycetales, Saccharomycetaceae. The record is from RefSeq and is a predicted model, not a curated record. The coding region runs from base 1 to 834 and encodes 277 amino acids. Gene Ontology annotation, molecular function: protein-containing complex binding. The transcript has a single exon.
AUGGCAUCAAAGCUUGUGGUUUUUGGAGGAAACGGAUUUUUAGGUAAAAGGAUUUGCCAAGAAGCGGUAACUGCAGGUCAUCGAGUCGUUUCGGUGUCAAGAUCCGGCAAAGCCCCUCAAGGCACAGAAUUAAAUGAUAAACAAUGGAUACAGGAGGUCCAAUGGACCGCUGCUGAUAUUUUUAGGCCUGAAUCUUACCACGAGCUAUUAAAGGAUGCUUCUAAUGUGGUUCAUUCUUUGGGAAUCCUUCUGGAGAAUGAAAAUUAUAAGAAAACUCUGUCGAAAACCCCCACGAAUGAUUCAAAAUCAUACUUUUCACCCUUUCAAACAGGCUCAAAUCCCUUGAAAAAAAGUAGUCCUAAUUUUACUUACGAAAUGAUGAAUAAGCAAAGCGCUGUUAUUUUAGCAAAUACAUUUAAGCAGGAAAUCCUUGCAAAAAGCAAGGGGGAGCAGGCAAAAGUGAGUGAAAGAUCUUUCACAUACAUUUCUGCCGAUAAAGGAUUUCCAAUGAUACCUAGCGGCUAUAUUAAUUCAAAGAGGGAGGCUGAAAUUGAACUAGAGAGAAUGCAGGAAUAUUUCAGGCCUAUUAUUGUGAGGCCUGGCUUUAUGUUCGAUGAGCGUAGAAAUGCAAUUGGACCGCGGUCACUUAUACACAGUGCUCUUGAACUGCUUUACUGUGGUAACAAGUUUCUAUUGCAAAAUAAACUGCAAUUUAUGAAUGACUUAAUCAGACCAACAGUAUCCACGCAACAAGUGAGCCAUUCAAUUCUGAAAAAGAUCGAAAAUUCGGAUUUUAAAGGAGUUGUUACACUUGAGGAAAUACUCAAGACGUGA